Colletes gigas is the source of this 1639-nucleotide messenger RNA. RefSeq names its product protein Mo25 (gene Mo25). The transcript has 9 exons. Gene Ontology annotation, biological process: intracellular signal transduction. The coding region runs from base 492 to 1502 and encodes 336 amino acids. Lineage: Eukaryota; Metazoa; Arthropoda; Insecta; Hymenoptera; Colletidae. The record is from RefSeq and is a predicted model, not a curated record. Gene Ontology annotation, molecular function: protein serine/threonine kinase activator activity.
UGAUAAGAGACGUCACAGAAUCUUGCAAUUAGUCGAAAGUUUUUAAAGAUAAAUAAUUUAUUCGUGAAGUUAUUAAUAAUAAUUAUAUCGCAUCGCUUAGUGUCGGGAUUUGUUAUUGACGGAGUUGUCAUAAUCGUAUAAAUUGUGUUUUUAAUACCUAAUAUUGAACUGAAAAGUAGUUGCCUUAUAUGUGCGCUUUUAAAAGAAUCGUAUAGGAUACUUCGAACCGAGGCUGAGGAUUCGUUCAGGUUCUGGCUGAAUGAUAUAACCUGAAGGAACAUGUUUAACACUAUUGACCGCAAACUUUAUAGCAUGUGAAAAAGCACACUUGCGAAGAGUAUACUUUUAUAGAAAAAGUUUCUUGUAUGGGUAUACAUGGCAAUAAGGCUAUCAUAAUUUGGAAUAUGAGAAGUUUUCAGUACCACCUUUUUUAACCCAGAAUUUGGAGCAGUAUGUUAUAGGCUAAAUCACGUCUGUACAUUGUGAGAAACAUGCCUCUGUUCGGAAAGUCUCAAAAGAGUCCGGCGGAGGUGGUGAAAGCUCUUAAGGAAGCGGUAAAUGCAUUGGAGCGUGGUGAUAAGAAGGUAGAAAAGGCUCAAGAGGAUGUUAGUAAAAAUUUGGUACAUAUAAAAAAUAUGCUCUAUGGAACAGCUGAAUCAGAGCCCCAGGCAGACAUUGUUGUUGCCCAAUUGGCGCAAGAAUUAUAUAAUAGUAAUUUGUUGCUUCUACUUGUGCAAAAUCUUAGUCGCAUAGACUUUGAGGGAAAGAAAGAUGUCGCUCAAGUGUUUAAUAAUAUACUACGAAGACAAAUUGGAACCAGAUCUCCAACAGUGGAAUACAUAUGCACUAAACCAGAAAUAUUAUUUACUCUAAUGUCUGGGUAUGAACACCAAGAUAUCGCCUUAAACUGUGGCACUAUGUUGAGAGAAUGUGCGAGAUACGAGGCCUUGGCAAAAAUUAUGAUUUAUUCGGACGACUUUUACAAUUUUUUCAGAUAUGUUGAAGUGUCGACUUUCGACAUAGCCUCCGACGCAUUUUCUACGUUCAAAGAAUUACUUACCAGGCAUAAAAUACUGAGCGCUGAAUUUUUAGAAAUAAAUUACGAUAAAGUUUUCUCUCAUUAUCAAAGGUUAUUGAGUUCGGAAAACUAUGUUACGCGACGACAGAGUUUGAAACUGCUAGGGGAACUUUUACUUGAUAGACACAAUUUUACCGUAAUGACGCGAUAUAUUUCGAAUCCUGAUAAUUUGAAAUUGAUGAUGAAUAUGCUCAAAGAGAAAUCACGUAAUAUUCAGUUUGAAGCGUUUCAUGUUUUCAAGGUAUUUGUGGCGAAUCCGAACAAGCCAAAACCGAUUUUAGACAUUCUACUGCGCAACCAGGAGAAGCUAAUCGAAUUUCUGACGCGUUUCCACACUGAGCGUUCAGAGGAUGAACAAUUUAACGACGAGAAGGCGUACCUUAUUAAGCAGAUUCAAGAACUUCAAUCUGUACAUGAGAAUUAAGUCCAAAAUACAAGUUAUUGCUACAGCUACCGUUAACUACUACUAUUGAAGUCUAUUCAGCUGCUGUUGCCACUGUUAUACCAUCACAGUCACUGAUGUAGCCAACUACCAUUAUUUUCUCCCCCUUUUUCUGUCUC